Messenger RNA from Piliocolobus tephrosceles (Ugandan red Colobus), 1147 nucleotides. It is a transcript of the gene TREX1, whose product is annotated as three prime repair exonuclease 1. NCBI's taxonomy places the organism in Eukaryota, Metazoa, Chordata, Mammalia, Primates, Cercopithecidae. Gene Ontology annotation, biological process: DNA catabolic process. Gene Ontology annotation, cellular component: cytoplasm. Gene Ontology annotation, molecular function: nucleic acid binding; 3'-5'-DNA exonuclease activity. The transcript has 2 exons. The record is from RefSeq and is a predicted model, not a curated record. The coding region runs from base 157 to 1101 and encodes 314 amino acids.
AGGGCGGGCCUGGCUCACGUGGGCCUGUAGGCGGGCCCACACCAAGUUUCACUUCCCGCCACUGCUGCCAGCGAGAACCGUGGGGAGAGUGUGCAGCCAAGUCACUACUGCCUGCCUGCCUGCCUGCUAGGGCUCAGCGACAGGUCCUACCCAACCAUGGGCUCGCAGGCCCUGCCCCCGGGGCCCAUGCAGACCCUCAUCUUUUUCGACAUGGAGGCCACUGGCUUGCCCUUCUCCCAGCCCAAGGUCACGGAGCUGUGCCUGCUGGCUGUCCACAGAUGUGCCCUGGAGAGCCCCCCCACCUCUCAGGGCCCACCUCCCACAGUUCCUCCACCACCGCGUGUGGUGGACAAGCUCUCCCUGUGCGUGGCCCCGGGAAAAGCCUGUAGCCCUGCAGCCAGCGAGAUCACAGGUCUGAGCACAGCUGUGCUGGCAGCGCAUGGGCGUCAGUGUUUCGAUGACAACCUGGCCAACCUGCUCCUAGCCUUCCUGCGGCGCCAGCCACAGCCCUGGUGCCUGGUGGCACACAAUGGUGACCGCUAUGACUUCCCCCUGCUCCAAGCAGAGCUGGCUAUGCUGGGCCUCACGAGUGCUCUGGAUGGUGCCUUCUGUGUGGAUAGCAUCACUGCGCUGAAGGCCGUGGAGCGAGCAGGCAGCCCCUCAGAACACGGCCCAAGGAAGAGCUACAGCCUAGGCAGCAUCUACACACGCCUGUAUGGGCAGUCCCCUCCGGACUCGCACACGGCUGAGGGUGAUGUCCUGGCCCUGCUCAGCAUCUGUCAGUGGAGACCACAGGCCCUGCUGCGGUGGGUGGAUGCUCACGCCAGGCCCUUCAGCACCAUCAGGCCCAUGUAUGGGGUCACAGCCUCUGCUGGGACCAAGCCAAGACCAUCUGCUGUCACAGCCACUGCACACCUGGCCACAACCAGGAACACUAGUCCCAGCCUUGGAGAGAGAAGGCGACCCAAGGAUCUUCCUCCAGGGAAGGACCCUGGAGCCCUACCCAGGGAGGGGCUACUGGCACCACUGGGUCUACUGGCCGUCCUGACCUUGGCAGUGGCCACACUGUAUGGGCUAUCCCUGGCUGCACCUGGGGAGUAGGCCAAGAAGGAGAAUCUGAUGAAUAAAGACCCCCCCUCCUCCAGCA